Bactrocera neohumeralis is the source of this 1824-nucleotide messenger RNA. It is a transcript of the gene AsnRS, whose product is annotated as asparagine--tRNA ligase, cytoplasmic. Bases 87 to 1763 code for a protein of 558 amino acids. Lineage: Eukaryota; Metazoa; Arthropoda; Insecta; Diptera; Tephritidae. The record is from RefSeq and is a predicted model, not a curated record. Gene Ontology annotation, molecular function: asparagine-tRNA ligase activity; nucleic acid binding; ATP binding. The transcript has 5 exons. Gene Ontology annotation, cellular component: cytoplasm. Gene Ontology annotation, biological process: asparaginyl-tRNA aminoacylation.
GCAUUUAACGAAACGUGUCCAGUGGUUUACAUUCAUUUUUUUGGUGCAUUCGUAAUUGGCUGAUUCAAUCGUUUGCAUUUAUUACAAUGGCAACUGAAAGUUCUGAAAUUCCUUCCAUUGAUGGAAUUUAUACAUCUGAAAAAACUGGUAGUGAUGAAAAUGGUAAAGGUACACAAGACAACCCUUACAAAACAAUUUUGCAGGCUAUGCGUCAUGCAAAGGUUGAACCAUUUCCCACAAUAUACGUAGACAGCAAAGAUCCAAAAGCUGAAAGCCCAUAUGAAGUUGCUGCCAAAUCCCAGCUGAAGAAAAUCCAGAAGAUCUUUACACGAGAAGGUCAUAAGAAUGCCGACAAACAACAACGUGAAGCCGAAGAUGCUGAAAAGCGAAUGCAAAAUUUGGAAGAUGCACGCAAAAUUAAAAUCGAGGAGGAUCCAAGCCUACCCGCUGCACGUAGAAUACGCAUAAGUCACGGUGAGGAAUACCGUGGUGAACGUAUUAAGAUUUAUGGAUGGGUUCAUCGUUUGCGUCGCCAGGGUAAGGGAUUAAUUUUCAUAACUCUAAGAGAUGGCACAGGAUUUUUGCAGUGCAUACUCACUAAUCGGCUAUGUCAAACUUAUGAAGCACUUGUGUUAAGUACUGAGAGUUCAGUGCUCCUUUAUGGUGUAAUGAAGCCGGUACCUGAUGGCAAAAUGGCACCAGGUGGUCAUGAAUUGCAUGUCGAUUUUUGGGAAUUAAUUGGUUUGGCACCAGCAGGUGGGGCUGAAAAUAUUCUUAAUGAGGAAGCACAUCCUGACGUUCAACUGGACAAUCGCCAUAUUAUGAUACGUGGUGAAAAUACUUCAAAAAUCUUGAAAAUAAGAUCAGUUGUUAUGCAAGCUUUCCGUUCGCACUUCUUUGAUCGGGGUUAUAAUGAAGUCAAUCCACCAACUCUGGUGCAGACACAGGUCGAAGGAGGGUCAACACUUUUUAAAUUGCAAUAUUUUGGCGAAGAGGCCUAUCUAACUCAAAGUUCUCAAUUGUAUUUGGAAACUUGUCUGCCAGCACUUGGCGAUGUAUUCACUGUUGCCCAGAGUUAUCGCGCAGAACAAAGUAGAACGCGUCGUCAUUUGUCCGAAUAUACACACGUAGAAGCCGAAUGUCCAUUUAUUACCUUUGAUGAUCUUUUAGAUCGUUUGGAAGAUUUAGUGUGCGAUGUGGUUGAUCGUAUUUUAAAAUCACCGUGGGGUUCCAUCGUUCACGAACUUAACCCUGAAUUUAAACCGCCCAAGAAACCUUUCCGUCGCAUGAAUUAUGCAGAUGCCAUCAAAUGGUUAAAGGAGAACAACGUAACUAAGGACGAUGGCACAUUCUACGAAUAUGGCGAGGAUAUACCAGAGGCGCCCGAGCGUAAAAUGACUGAUACCAUAAAUGAACCAAUUAUGUUAUGCCGCUUUCCACUUGCUAUAAAAUCUUUCUAUAUGGCAAGAUGUCCCGAAGAUAGCAACUUAACGGAAAGUGUUGAUGUACUUUUACCGAAUGUUGGUGAAAUUGUUGGCGGUUCCAUGAGGAUUUAUAACUAUGAGGAGCUGCUUGAAGGUUAUAAACGCGAGGGUAUUGACCCAACUCCAUAUUACUGGUAUACUGAUCAACGUAUAUAUGGCACACAACCGCAUGGUGGAUACGGUCUCGGCUUGGAACGUUUCCUUUGCUGGUUACUCAAUCGCUAUCAUAUUCGCGAAGUUUGCUUGUAUCCACGUUUCCUUGAUCGUUGCAAACCUUAAAUGACGCGACGUUCUUAAUACGAAUAAAAACACAUAGUAAAGCUUGCAUUUGAUUAAACAA